Messenger RNA from Hemibagrus wyckioides, 1729 nucleotides. It is a transcript of the gene msantd1, whose product is annotated as Myb/SANT-like DNA-binding domain containing 1. The coding region runs from base 506 to 1300 and encodes 264 amino acids. Gene Ontology annotation, biological process: positive regulation of DNA-templated transcription. The record is from RefSeq and is a predicted model, not a curated record. Gene Ontology annotation, cellular component: nuclear body. The transcript has 3 exons. NCBI's taxonomy places the organism in Eukaryota, Metazoa, Chordata, Actinopteri, Siluriformes, Bagridae.
UGGGAUUGCACUGUCCACAGCAAGGCAUGUUGUCAAGGCAACAGCUCAUCUUCUGCCUACUCCACCACUGUGGAGUCAUAUUUCACAUGUAGAGUUCCCACUUCACUGGCUUUCUGCUAAAAGCUUUUUGUUACAUACCCGAGAGCGAGUGAGACAGAGAAUGUGAGAUAGAGAAAGAGAAAGGGGCGGCGGUGGAGGGAGAGGAAGGGCUUGGGCUGGCUGUUGCCAGGGAAACUUGACAUCACAGUGACGAACUUCCCUCUUUAAAAGCUUUUAAAGCUGAUUGCUCCAGCCCUCCAGGCCCCAUUCUGAUGCCUCUUAACUGAGUUAGAGGGGGGAAGGGCAGAACGGGUGGCCUCUCUCACACAUAAUCACAAGCCUGAGGAAAGAACAGAAAGGAAAGGGAAAAGGUGGCUUUCUAAAAGCUUGCUGCAGUGAAACAAAACCUUCCAGGAAAAAUCAGAAAGAAAGAGAGAGAUAGAUAGAUAGAUAGGUGCUUUGCAAAAUGUCCGCUGAGGACUGCUUCAGUUAUAUAGUGCCAAAUGAGAAGCACAGAAGAGCACGCAAUUGGACAGAUUCAGAAAUGAAAGGGCUUCUGUACGUCUGGGAAGAGUACGUCACUGAGCUCAAGAAGGCCAAACGCAAUGCUAAGAUCUACGAAAUGAUGGCCAAGCGUCUGUAUGACCUGACCGGCGAACACCGUCACAGGGAGGAGAUAAAGAUGAAAAUCACCAACAUGACAUUCCAGUACAGGCAAGUGAAAAUGAAGCACACAGCCAGCAGUGGUGGUGGCACACCUGACUGGCCAUAUUACAAAUCCAUUGAGAGGAUUUUGUCCAAAAUACCAGAGCAAACCCAUAUGAGCCCACUGGACCCUCAGAUCACUGGAGCAUCCACGUCACAACCUGAACCCUCUGUACCCCAAGCUGGGACACCAGUCAUAGGCUAUCUACCUGAGUACACCGGGUCCUCUGAGGAAAGAGAAGUCAAAGAGGAGGAGGAGGAUGAGGGGACAGAGGUCUCUGUGAGUUCCUUUGAGUCCAGGUCUCAGCCUAUGAAGAGGCAGCGAUUGUCGCACAGUACAUCACUGCGCCGCAGGAAGCUGCGUGUGAUGGAAGCGAUGCUGAAAGAGCAGAGGAAGAUGAGCCGUGCUGUGGAGGACACAUGCCGAGAGGUGCGACGUGUAAUGCACCAGCAAAACUUCCUGCAAGUACAAAGCCUGCAGCUUCAGGAGCGAAUGAUGAACUUGCUGGAGAAGAUGAUUCCAUCCACAACCCACCUCACAAACACGCAUACCUGAGUGUAACCUAGCCGGCAUUUACAUACUCCUCAUAAACUGGUAUUCACAGCAUCACAAUGCUUUUUGUGGUUCAGUAGCAAAGCUAUUGAAAUACAUAGUUCUUUUGAAUUUGCAAAUGUUUUAUUUCACAAUUACACAAAGCUUGAUCACAAAGCUGGUAUUCCCAAUGAUGAGUUUUGAAGUGUACUGAAUUUGCAGCUGUACAAAUUGCAGAAUCCUGAACAUUAUCUUAGAUUAGAGGAACACAACAAUAAUUAAAAUAAACUGUAGAUAAAUUGAAAUAAACACACAGGACUUGUUUACUAUUACAAGGAUUUCAGAUGUUAUGCUCAGAUGCUUUGUGAUGCUAUACACAUUUUAUUACAUUUUAUCUUUUUUUUUUUGAAAAAAAAAAAAAAAAAAAAGCUGUGAUCUUAUUUUGCUACUUCU